AUGAAGCGAAUCGCGGCGCGCAGAUGCGGUUCAAGCUCCACGAGGUGUACUAAUCAUGGCUCCACAACACCACGGCCCACGUCAGGCGAACUUGAGGUAGACUUCAUAAGCACAAGGUCCUCGCGGUUGGUACGAGCCUUUCGUCAGCAUCAACCUCUUCCAUCACACACACCUCUCAUCUGCCGUCAUCAACCUUGCGCAAGCACCGCAGUCAUGUUCUCCAAGACGUUCCUCGCCGCCGCGGCGACAUUCGCUGUUGCUCUUGCCCAAGAUGCUCCCCCAGAGCUCGCCGCCGCUCUUAACAGCACCGAGGAGCUCUCCCAGCUGAACACUCUUCUCGGCGGAUUCCCAGAUCUGCUUAGCAUGCUAGCGAAUGCAACCGACAUCACCAUCCUGGCACCCAGCAACGAUGCCUUCAGUACAUUCUUGCAGUCUCCAGAGAACCAGGCGGCGGCGGCGGACAAUGGCACACUCAUGGCACUCCUCUCGUACCACGUUCUCAACGGAACCGUCAUGUCAAUGAACAUUACAUCGACACCAACCUUCGUGGCCUCUCUGCUCAGCAACGAGACGUACACGAACGUCACUGGCGGUCAAAGAGUCGGUGCCCGUCUGGUCGGCGGUGAUGAUGGCACUGCGACCAUCAUCUCUGGUCUGGGCAGCAGGUCCAACGUCACCACGGCAGACGUCGCCGUCUCGAACGGUGUUGUGCACAUCAUCGACUCAGUCCUCACCAUUCCCCAGAGCGUGUCUGACACCGCCCUUCUUGCUGGUCUGACCGGUCUCGCCGGCGCCUUGGUCGCGACAGAUCUCGUAGAGACCAUCGACACGACCCCAGAUGUUACCAUCUUCGCCCCAACCAACUCAGCAUUUGAACAAAUUGGCAGCGCUCUCGGCGAGCUGACCCCCGAGCAAGCCACCGCUAUCCUAGGCUACCACGUCAUCAACGGCUCUGUCGCCUACAGCAGCCUGUUGGAGAACGGCUCCAGCGUCGAGUCUUCCACCGGCCAGCCCUUGAACAUCACCAUCAUCGACGGCGAAGUCUUCGUCAACAGCGCUCGUGUCGUCGCUGCUGAUGUUCUGGUCGCGAACGGUGUCGUUCACCUCAUCGACGGUGUCCUCAACCCCAACAGCACCGCACUGCCAAACCCAGACGAGGACGAGAGCGUACCAGUCUACGAGGGUGCUUCGAUGGGUGACGUUCCAUACACCACUGCCGUCACUGCUACAUCCACCGUCGCCGUUGCUACAACCGAUGCCGUUGCUGAUGGCUACACCCCAGCUCCAUCUGGUGCCCUCAGCUCCGCCAGCCAGUCCAACGCCGAGGCGGCUUCUGAGACUUCGUCAGCUGGUGCUGCUAGGAUCACUGGUGCUAUUGGCGCUGCUGCCUUGUUCGCUGGUGCCGGAUACUUGGCAUUGUAA
Molecule: messenger RNA, 1422 nt
Organism: Fulvia fulva
Lineage: Eukaryota; Fungi; Ascomycota; Dothideomycetes; Mycosphaerellales; Mycosphaerellaceae
Product: Fasciclin-like arabinogalactan protein
Exons: 3
Coding region: 1-1422 (473 amino acids)
Biological process (GO): macroautophagy
Cellular component (GO): fungal-type vacuole membrane
Source: RefSeq, a predicted model, not a curated record